Molecule: messenger RNA, 462 nt
Organism: Triticum turgidum subsp. durum (durum wheat)
Lineage: Eukaryota; Viridiplantae; Streptophyta; Magnoliopsida; Poales; Poaceae
Source: the annotation of a GenBank genome assembly
AUGCUGUCGCUCAGGCAGGUCAGUGGUGGUUGGCUAGCUCAAGAAUCUGACGAUCUAACCCCAGAAGACAUCACCUUCACGACGGGUUCUGAGAGAGCUCCGACGGACAGUGAGCUCUCGGAUGCCAAGUUCGCCUGGCUCUGUGUGAAGCACGUCAAGAGCAACGCCAUUGUGAUUGCCAAGGACAACUGCAUGCUGGGCAUGGGUAGCGGGCAGCCAAACAGGGUGGACAGCCUGAGGAUCGCCUUCAGGAAAGCAGGGGAAGCCGCCAAGGGAGCCGCUCUGGCCAGCGACGCCUUCUUCCCAUUCGCUUGGAAGGAUGCCGUGGAGGAAGCAUGUGAGAACGGCAUCAGCACGAUUGCGCAGCCUGGCGGCAGCAUGAGGGACAAGGACGCCGUCGACUGCUGCAACAAGUAUGGGGUCUCCCUCCUGUUCACCGGGGUCCGCCACUUCAGGCACUGA